ACAUUUUCGAGAAGUUCUAACUGUGAGACAAACUGGCUCAUCCAAAAAUGAUGUACACUCCUCAAGUCGCAUUGGUCUGUGUUGUAAUGAUGUUGUGGUCAGCCCCUAAUGCAAGCAUUGGUCAGCUAAUUGAAGUGGACCUAAACAAGGGCUUCAUAUAUAGCACCCCGAUCUACUGCUCUGCUGCCGUGCCUAGCUAUUUCAACUGUAAGCCUUCAGCCUGCUACUGGUCAGGGUCAAGGUCAGAGUGCUGCAUGUACAAAGACAAAACAGCAAGCGGCACAACGUUUGAUCAAUGCAAAUGCAGCAGCAAAGUUAGCUGUCCAGUUACCACGACAACAACAGCCACAACUACCUCGACCACGACCACGCCAACCACUACUCCAAAAGCUUAUUAUGCGAACGAACCCCUGUAUUGUACAGCCAAUGUGCAAGCUGAUGCAUAUAAACUUUGUGAACGCCAAGACUCGUGUUUCUAUUCAACAACAAGAAGCAAAUGUUGCUCUCGACUGUCGGGAAAAGAUGUUACUAUACCGUUAUCUGAUGACCCACAAGACGUAUUAAAAUUUUGGGGCGUAGAACCUCAAUGCUUCUGCUCUGGAGAAGUUCAGUGUCUCUAGGUUCUCACCAUGCCCCAUCAGAAAGCAGGGUUCCUAUGCUGUGUCGAAGAACCCAACUGAAAUUCAUUUAAAUAUAUAUAUUAGCUCUAUUAACCUUUAUUCGUAUAGUCUAAGUAUAAUUGGACUAAACGGAUAUUUUUUCCUGUAAUUUACUGAUUCUUUUUAAUAAAUUUAGCGUGUUAUUUUUG
Physella acuta is the source of this 808-nucleotide messenger RNA. RefSeq lists its product as uncharacterized. NCBI's taxonomy places the organism in Eukaryota, Metazoa, Mollusca, Gastropoda, Physidae. The record is from RefSeq and is a predicted model, not a curated record.